AUGACAGCACGCUAUAAGCCGAAGCUCGUGAAGUUCAUGACGUACAAGAACGGCGUCAACUACAGCAGCGAUCACACCUUCUCCAUGGAGGAGCUCCUCGACAUCACACCAGACCACGUUUGCCGCUGGAUGAACGAGCUGACGUACGGGAGUCCAGAACCAAGCGACGACAUGAGACCUGUCCAUCGCCGUUCAAGCACGCUAGAGUUCUCCAAGAAGGCCAUCUCAACCGUCAUGCCUCGCGUAAAUUCGACGUGGGAUCCUGUUACACAGCGUGACAAUCCUACUCGCUCCGACGCUGUCAACAAGCUCAUCAAGAGAGUGAAGAAGUUUGAGGUUCGCCGAGAAGGAGCCGAGUCCAAAGCUCGCCGUUCCGUCGAGUUUGACGAGUUCAUGAACUUGUUAUUGCUCGUGCGUACGAAGUGGGGGCGGGUUGAGACGGCAAUCAUGGUGAGCAGCGUUCUGACAUUGCAGUGGCAUAUCGUGGCUCGCAUAGAUGACAUGAUGAAGUUGCAGUUCGCCAACAUCUCGCCGAACAGCCAAUAUCCUUCGACGCUGCUGUUCCAGAUGCGCUGGUCGAAAAUCAUUCAUGAAGAGCGAGACGCCCCUGAACAAAUAGUACUCGGAAGUAUGGACCCCAAAAUGUGCGUGUUACUCAACAUUGCGGUCAACAUCGAGGCCACCCCCAAUGUGUCCAGCUCGGAGUUCAUUUACGGCAACCCGAAAGACGGUGAUCGCACCGUGCGUCGCUUUUUGGGGGAUAUCGUGAAGGACACGGCCUUCAAGAAGAUGAAGACAGGCAAGCUCGGAACACACAGUCUUCGGAAGGGGGCGGCCACGUAUGCUACUCGAUGCGGAAUGGUGUGGUCGAUGCAUAUAUCAAUAACACAGCCAUACCCAGACGCAUGCACAGCGGCAGCGCUAACAGGACCCGCAGGUCCGUGCUUCUACAGACUGAAAGAUGACAUCGGUUGUGUGUCAUUGGCGCUGCUAGUGGACGAGAUUGCCCCGAUGAUCAAGCAGAUUAUGGGCGAGGCUGUGGCACAAACUUUAGCGCUGCCGUUACUGUGGGCGGCACUGGAGCCUGCUGACAACUACAAGUAUAUUUUGCUUCCUGACAAACUCAAGCGGAAAAUUGUUCAAGCCUAUACGAAUGCGGGCGGGAGCACUGAUCUGAAUCCCGUGGAACGAGAGGAGUUUUACGUCCUGGGCGAUGGCUCCCAGCUGAGUCUCAUCACUAUUGACAGCAGUGACAGCAACGACCAGCCCGAAAGCGCAGUAGUUUCGGGCCAUCAAGGGCCUCACCCGGUUAGCAGAAGAUCGGGAGGAGAGGGUACCCGCCGCGAGUUUGCCGCUCUUCACUCGCAGCUUGCUGCUGGACGACGAUAUAUGGCGGAGGUGAUGAGUGAAGUGCAGCGAUUACGGCAUGAAACCCAGCGGGAGAUGCAAAAGGUUCAAGCGAUAUUGAGGCGCGUCGCAAUGCAGCCUGUCAUUAGACGAGAAAACACCCCAGUCACAGUUGUUUCAGAGCCGCUGGCGAAUGCAGCGAGCCCACCUUCGCGUCUACAAGUGUCUACUGCGCGUCUAUCAAAGCGACCGAAGGAUCUAUUCGAGCUGUGGCACGAGUUUCAGUUCGGCUGCUGUGGAUUGAAGCCAGCAAAGAACUUCACGCCGAUCGAGCGGGGUGCGAACAAGUUCGCAUACUCUCGAAGAAAAGCCUUUUGGGACGUUGUGGCGAACCUCGUUCGACUAGCGAUGCUGCGAUCGACAAAACAGCUUUCGGUUUCGAGCAUUUUGGCUGCCCUCCGCGCCGAUCGUAAGCGAGGUGGUCAUCCUAGCCUCCGUUCAUAG
This is a messenger RNA of Phytophthora sojae, 1851 nucleotides long. RefSeq lists its product as hypothetical. The record is from RefSeq and is a predicted model, not a curated record. The coding region runs from base 1 to 1851 and encodes 616 amino acids. The transcript is spliced from 3 exons. NCBI's taxonomy places the organism in Eukaryota, Oomycota, Peronosporomycetes, Peronosporales, Peronosporaceae.